AUGCAAGCAACCGAUAGUGGUUUCUACUUUGCAGUUGAUUCUGAUGAUGAUUCUAGGUUGAAAAAUGUGUUUUGGAUUGAUGCAAGAAGUAGGGCAUCGUUUGAAAGUUUUGGGGAUGUCGUGACAUUUGAUACGACAUACUUGACUAACAAAUACGGUAUGCCAUUUGCUCCGUUUGUGGGAGUGAACCACCAUGGAUGGCAAAGUCUACUAGAUAGUUAUGACCUUAAGGACCAUGAUUGGUUGCGCCGGUUAUAUAAUGAGCGGACUUUUUGGGUACCGGCAUAUCUGAAAGGUGUGUUUUGGGCUGGUAUGAGAAGUACACAGCGGAGUGAAAGUAUGAAUGCCUUUUUCGAUGGCUAUGUGCGUCCGUCUACCACUUUGAAGCAAUUUGUUGACCAAUAUGAUCUUGCUUUGCGGAAGAAGGUUGAGAAUGAGAGUCUUGCAGAUUUCAAGUCUUUUAAUACUAAGCUUCCAUGUGUAACCUUCUAUCCUUUUGAGGAAAAAUUUGAAAAAGUUUACACCAUUACCAAAUUCAAAGAAGUUCAGCAUGAGAUAAUAAGCAGAAUUUAUUGUACUAUCUCCCUUUUGACUAAAGAGGGUGCAAUUUGCACCUACCAAGUGACUGAACAGGUAAAAGUUCAAAAUGAAGUAGUUGAAGAUGCAUACGUGAAAGUAGUACCAUAUGUUGUCUACUUCAAUGAAGAUGGAGAUGAAUUUGAAGUAAAAUGCACAUGUGACUCCUUUGACUCAAGAGGCAUCUUAUGCAGACACAUCUUUGCUCUAUUGUGUGCACAUAACAUUACAUCUUUGCCCCCCAAAUAUUAUCUUGACCGUUGGAGGAAGGAUGUGAAGCGAAGAUAUACUUUAAUUAAAUGUGGUUUUGAUGCUUUGAGUGCUAACCCCGAAGUACAAAGAUAUGACAGCUUGUGCAAAGGUAUGCAUACAUUAGCAGAGGUCGCUGCAAGAAACGUGGAUCACUACACAAAAGUUUGGAUGCAUAUUGAUAUGUUGACCAAGGAAUUACGUGCUUCAAGUUGUGAACCCAAUCCACCUUCUCUUGCACUUCCAGGUGUAUCUUUAACAUGUAAUGAGUCCAUUGAUAAUGUUGAGUUGGCGGUAGAUGGUGAUGAGGUUCAUAGUCCUAUUGUAGCUAAAAAAAGAUGA
Messenger RNA from Corylus avellana, 1167 nucleotides. NCBI's taxonomy places the organism in Eukaryota, Viridiplantae, Streptophyta, Magnoliopsida, Fagales, Betulaceae. The record is from RefSeq and is a predicted model, not a curated record.